Messenger RNA from Paramormyrops kingsleyae, 1996 nucleotides. RefSeq names its product pleckstrin homology domain-containing family O member 1-like. The record is from RefSeq and is a predicted model, not a curated record. Lineage: Eukaryota; Metazoa; Chordata; Actinopteri; Osteoglossiformes; Mormyridae. Gene Ontology annotation, cellular component: ruffle membrane; muscle cell projection membrane. Gene Ontology annotation, biological process: regulation of myoblast fusion.
GGGGGGGGUGACCGUGAUACUGCCUCAUCCGUGUAACUGGAGACUAGGGGCUCAGCCAGCUCCAUGCACACAGCGUGCGAAGCCAAAGAGCUGAGCGCUGAGCCAUCGGGGCGAAAGAGCGAGAGAAACCGGGGGGAUAUAGAAGGACGGGAGGAAACGGAGGCAGUUCAACGCAGGGCAGCGAGGGAGCGAGAGGGAGAGAGAGAGGGAGAAAAGGAAAGAAAGAAGCGAUGCCCAGUAUACAGUUCGCAUCGUCGCAGAACGUGACCAUGCUCCUAACACAAUAAAGCCAUCGGGAUAGGACUGGGGAUAAAUAAAUACCCAGAAAGCUGGAAACUCAGUCGACAGCCGUGGUACGGUCAAAAUGAAGAAGAGCAAUUCGGCCAAACGGGGCCCGCAAGAUGUCAACCAGGCGUCGUGUCAGCCAGACAAGACGGGCUGGAUCCGCAAAUUCUGUGGCAAAGGCAUUUUCAGGGAGAUAUGGAAAAACCGCUACGUGGUGCUGAAAGGCGACCAACUCUUCAUCUCCGAGAAGGAGGUGAAGGAUGAGAAGAAAAUUCAGGAGGUGAUCGACCUGACGGACUACGAGCGCUCGGAGGAGCUGCGCAAGACCAAGAGCCGGAGCAAGAAGAACCACAGCAAGUUCACUUUGCUACGUUCCAGGCAGCCUGGGAACACAGUGCCAAAUCUCGUGUUCCUGGCUGUCAGCCCUGAAGAAAAGGAGUCUUGGAUCAAUGCUUUAAACGGCGCCAUCACGAGAGCUAAAAACCGUAUCCUGGAUGAGGUCACCGUAGAGGAGGAGAGCCUCCUCGCCCACCCCACACGCGACCGCGCCAAGAUCCCACACACGCGGCGCCUGCCCACGCGCGGACACCUCAUGGCCGUGGCGUCCACCUCGACGUCGGAUGGCAUGCUGACGCUGGACCUCGUCCAGGAGGAGGACACGGCCUCGCCUGCGGCAGAGGGGCAGGACAGCUGUGAAGGAAGCUUCCGGGUCGAUCUGGACAAGUCCAUGGCCCUGCUCGCCAAGCGGUCCAACAGCGAUGGCUGCCCUGCGACGCCGGUGGCCUCCGAGGCCAGGGGAAAGUCGGACAGCCUUCCCCGGCAGGAGGGGGCAGCUCACACCCCCGAGAAGGCCCGCCGCGCCUCAUUGGACGAGAUCCUCAUCUGCCAGGCUGGGGCGCGGCCUGCCUCUCCCACCACCUCCACCUCAGAGCUACAGGACCUCAUAGCCCAGAAGCUGGAGAGGACUCGGGAGAUGCUGGCGGAGGUGCGGGUCGCGGGGCCCGAGGGCACUGACUCGGACUCGGGGGCCGACCGGGCGGAGGUGGAGCGCCUCCUUCAGGAGGCCGCCUCAGCCUGGGGCCAGGCCCGGCGUGUCCUGGAGGAGGUCAGGGGACUGCAGGAACUGUACCGGCAGCUGGAGCAGAGCCCCGCCGCCCCCCUGAGCCCUUUGCACACCCCGGGGCCCAAGAGCCCCCUGCUGGUCGACUACAGGAAGAGCAUGAUGUAAUCUGUGAACAACAAACCGAAUAAGACGCGACAUUCUGAGUGCAGCGGAGAGGAAGACAAAGAGGAGCGUGGCAGGCGUUGGGGGGGGGGGGACAGUAGGCUGCUCGGGUCUUUUUUUACUUUUCACCGUGGCAGAAUUUGUACGUAGCUACAGGGUGGACACCUCUGACCACAGGUCACCCGGCUGUUCCGUCGAGCCCCCCCAUGAUUUUCUGGGUGAUACAUGGGUAGGAAAGAUGGACCAUCAAGCCAAGCCGCUGCUUCUCACACUCGGGGGUCUUUAUACCCUCUGUAUCGGCGCAAUCUCUUCUGCAUCGCUGUAUCCCGCAGUGCCGCUUCUUUUCUAUUCCAGGGAUCCCCUCCCACCAUCACGCCCCCCCCCCAAUAACCCAGCAGGGUGAUGAGCACUAUUUGUCUGCAUUGCCUCCCCCAGCGGUGGAUAGGAGUACCCAGACAGAAGGAAGCCUUCGGCCUAGUCGCUCAU